Messenger RNA from Pseudopodoces humilis (Tibetan ground-tit), 724 nucleotides. RefSeq names its product claudin-3. NCBI's taxonomy places the organism in Eukaryota, Metazoa, Chordata, Aves, Passeriformes, Paridae. The record is from RefSeq and is a predicted model, not a curated record. Gene Ontology annotation, molecular function: structural molecule activity. Gene Ontology annotation, cellular component: bicellular tight junction; membrane.
AGCGGUGCUGGUGGCGACGGUCUCGGUCCCGUGGCUUCUUCUUUGCCAUCGCCUGGAGCGCGUCACUGAACCAUCCACCAUGUCGAUGGGGCUGGAGAUUGGCGGCGUGGCCUUGUCUGUGCUGGGUUGGUUGUGCAGCAUCAUCUGCUGUGCGUUGCCCAUGUGGAAGGUGUCGGCCUUCAUCGGCAACAACAUCGUGACGGCCCAGAUCCUGUGGGAAGGGCUGUGGAUGAGCUGCGUGGUGCAGAGCACGGGGCAGAUGCAGUGCAAGGUCUACGACUCCAUGUUGGCGCUGCCGCAGGACCUGCAAGCCGCCCGCGCCCUGCUGGUGGUGGCCAUCAUCUUGGCCGUCCUGGGCUUAAUGGUGGCCAUCGUGGGUGCCCAGUGCACCCGCUGCGUGGAGGACGAGAGCACCAAAGCCAAGAUCACCAUCGUCUCCGGCGUCAUCUUCCUCCUCUCUGGUGUAAUGACCCUCAUCCCUGUCUGCUGGUCGGCCAACACCAUCAUCCGGGAUUUCUACAACCCGCUGGUGAUCGAAGCGCAGAAGCGAGAGCUGGGCACCUCGCUCUACGUGGGCUGGGCGGCCUCGGCACUCCUGCUGCUGGGGGGGGGCCUGCUCUGCUGCUCCUGCCCCCCCAAAGACGACAGGUACCCCACGGGGAAGGUGGCCUACUCCGCCCCACGGUCUGCCGUCACCAGCUACGACAAGAGGAACUAUGUCUGA